Vanessa atalanta (red admiral) is the source of this 4084-nucleotide messenger RNA. It is a transcript of the gene dome, whose product is annotated as cytokine receptor. Gene Ontology annotation, molecular function: protein binding. Lineage: Eukaryota; Metazoa; Arthropoda; Insecta; Lepidoptera; Nymphalidae. The transcript has a single exon. The record is from RefSeq and is a predicted model, not a curated record. The coding region runs from base 305 to 4078 and encodes 1257 amino acids.
AGCAAGGCGUAUUAAAUUUACAUGCAUUCUCGAGGUUUCAAGUCUCGAUGUGCUAAGUUUAGAAAUAUAAAAUUACUUGAAGCAACAUGAUCAGUUUAAAUGAUAAAUAAAAGUGAUGUUGUUUGCUCGAACUUAGUCAACCUUGUGUCAACGUUUCGGGUGGACAGUACGCCAUUGACUUCUCGUGAUAAAAAUAUAAAACAAGAAAUGUGUUUAUCUUUUUUCGUUACUUGCUUAGAGCAACGGCUAAUGUUAUAAAUCGGAAUGUGACAGAUAAAAGGUGCUCAGGACAAUUGUUUCCGUUAUGGCAGAUUUAGAUUCACGCAAAAGAACGAAGUGUAGUAGUGGUUCCAGGAACGGACCGCAGUUUCGAUCAUGGAUUUGGUGUAUACUAAUAAAGUGUUUUAUAAGUUUACCGUGCAUAUUCUCAAAAUGUCUUGGUGUAGAUAUUACAGUUGCAGUAUACCCUCAAGGUGACAUAACAGUUCCGUAUGGUAAUCCAUUAGAAAUUUUUUGCAUUGCAGAAAAUUAUUCGUCUAAUGAUAUUGAAUUUUCACUUGCUGGCAAACACCUCGAAUCUGAGAUUGUAAACAGUACAACAAGGAGAUUGUACAUCAAAAAGCCCGAAAAGCAAGUAAAUUCUUAUUACUGUAGAAACAACAAGACUGGGAAAAUAUGUGUUGCUCGAGUACUUGUUGAAAGUCCUCCAGCUGAUGUGAUGGACUUUAACUGUUUGUCCAAAAAUCUUGAUAUAUUAAAUUGUUCAUGGACUAGUCCUGAGUCAUAUAGUAAUGUUAAUUAUUCUGUAACCUUUUCUGUUAAUGGAAAUUUUGUAAAGUCACCACGAAUAGCAGAAAAAGUUGACAAUACAUUUACCAGAUACUGUCUAUGGAAUACAAGUAGUCAGCCAAGAUAUAGGCAACAAGAAGAAGAACAGUUCUUUCACCUAAUAGCUUGUAAUGUAUUUGGAUGUAACAAACAAAAUUUCACCAUAGAUCACUACUCAAUUGUCAAGCCUGAUCCACCUAUUGACUUGAGAGUUGUAAAGAAUGGCACCCACAGUGUUGUCUUAAAAUGGAGUGUUCCUAACAAUAUUGUUGAUUUAUUGAGAUGCGGAGUGGAUCAUAUAAUAGAAUAUCAAAUUGCUAAAAUUGAUAAUACUACACAGUUUCACAGAGUAGAUGCAUCAUAUCUCCCACCAAAAAAUAAAACAUAUAGAUUUCAGUUAACAAAUUUACCAUAUGCACAUAUGCAAUAUGAAGUAAGAGUGUAUAUAAAGUCUAAAAAAGCAGUAAAAAGAGAAUUCUGGUCUGAAUUUGAAUAUACAGUUUUCUGCACUGCUAGUGAGAGGCCAAAGAGACCGCCUGAUAUGAUUGCAGGUGCAUUUCAUCAAGCUACUUAUGAGAACAAAAGAGUGGUUUAUGUGUAUUGGAAACAGCUUGAGGAAUAUGAGGAAGCUGGUGCAAACUUCACAUAUAAAGUACUGGUGUCACAAGGAAACAAGACAGAAACUGUAUUUCCCGAAAAAAAUAAGAGUUUGAGCUAUGUCAUUCUCAAUGCAAGCCUUGAUGCCCUAGAUGUGACGGUUUGGUCAUUUAAUAUGAAUGGUUCCUCUACUAACAGUAGUCAUCUCUAUAUUCCUCCAGAGAAAGAUACACGUUACUUAAAGCUAACAUCCUUUACCAAAUUAGCUUAUGAAAAUGGUACCUAUGAGCUGUCAUGGGUGGGUAUAAAGGAUAUUGACAAUUAUACUCUUUUCUGGUGUCAACACAACACUACAAAAAUAUGUGCUGGACGAAUGGAUUUUGCAGUACUUGAUCCAAAAAAAAAUAAUCACGUUAUUGAUUUGCCAAGAGAAUACAGGUAUCAGUUUGCAAUAUCAGCAAAUAAUGGCACAAAAACUAGUGGCAUGGUCUGGGCUAAAUGUGACAUAUCAAAAGACGGAGUUGUUAUGUAUGGCUUCCCUGUUCAUUUAAAUUAUGAUGUGCCUGGUAAGUCAUAUGUAACUUUAAGAUGGGUAAUGGACUGUGCUCUUCAAGAUGGAAUUAUAACAGGUUAUAACAUAAGUUAUUGCCCAAUUGUUCAAACAAGUAGUUACUGUGAUAAAUCAGUAGAAAAUAGACACAUUUUUAUACCUAAUCCAAAACAGAUGGAUGUAACUAUAAAAAACUUGCUGCCCUUUAGAACUUAUCAGUUUACUUUUGCCCUUAAGACUAUUUAUGGUCAAAAGAAUAUUGAAAAUGCUACUGCAGUACUCACAACAUCAGAAGAUACACCAACAAAUCCUAUAAAUGUUCAAAUACUUGAUGUAAAAAAUACUUCUUUGACUAUUUCAUGGGACCCGCCCAUCCAACGAAAUGGCAAUAUUGGUAAAUAUGUCAUUUACAACUAUGAUAAAGAAUUUUAUGUAGAUAAGGUUUCUGAAACUGAUACCUCUAGAAGAGAAGUUACACUUACAGGAUUGCAAGGAUAUACUAAUUAUUCUUUAACUGUUCAAGCAUGUAAUGUUCCUAUAGGCUUAUGUUCAAAAAUUGGAUAUAAUGAUGCAAUAUUUGUAAGAACAAGGAUUGGCUCUCCUAGUAGAUUAAAGGCUCCUACUGUUAAAAAUAACCCUGAGAAGCUUACAUGGGAAAAACCUGAUAAUCCUGGUGGAACAGUAGAUCAAUAUCAGAUAAGAAGGGUAAUAGACGACUUGGAACCGGAAAUAAUAAAUACAACUGGUUUAGAAGUUUUACUUACACACUGUGAAGGAGUGGUUUCAACAGAAACUUAUGAAGUAAGAGCAGUUAAUUUUGACUAUGACUUGUAUCAUGGAGUGCUAAGCGAUGGAAACGUAACUUUGCCUGAAAGAGCUAAAAAUGAAUCUGUUAAUGAAUAUCCAGGUCCAUGGAGUGAGCCUAGUACUGUGGCCUGUCGAAGCAGAGAUGGAUUGACUAUGAUUUUAAUAUUUAUGGCAAUAUUUGCUCUAAUAGGUAUAAUUUACGGAUCCAUUAAACUAUACAAGAAAUAUAGGAAAAUGGAAGACAUUAAGCCAGUCUUGCCAAAUGGCUUAGGAAUUCCUGAAAAAGAUAUUUCUAAAUAUACUUUUGGUGGCUGGAAUCCUACAAACAAAGAAGAAAAGCCCUCAUCCGACGAAAUGCUGUUGUUGCCGAAUAGCAAGACUACAGUUUCAUCACCGGAUUUGAAGCAAAAGGAUGAAAAUUGUGGUGCAAGUGAUCAGACCGAUAGCACCGCUUUGUCUGACUCUUCACGAGGACCCGUCGAUCGACAAGUUUCAACUUCAGAUGAUGGUUCUAAUUCCUCGUUUCAUAUUGAACCAGAACCUAUUAAAGCCAAUGAGGUUGAUAAUAACGAAAUACACGAAGGAGAUUCGUCGACAAUUGAUACAGAAAGUUCGCGGGAAAAUUCUCCUUACUUAAGUGACAAAUCUUUUAAAAAGAAUUCUACAACUGGUUAUGUUCAACCCGUCGUGAACUCUGCAAGUGGUUACGUACAGUCAGCACCUGCACCAAUAAAGGGUCCUCUGACAAAGAGUACACCUACACCUGCCAGUACCAGUUAUGUUAUGGCUGGUCUGCCUCCACCUAUAUUUACUACUAGUGCACCGUCUCAAGUACCAAAUCCACCCGCUCCAUCUUCGGGGUACGUUCUCCCUGAAGAAGUACAAGCGAGAUCUAUGGUGAAUUUCUCUAAAUUAGGGUCUGCACCUCCAAAGUUGUUUGGACCUGAAAGCUUGCCUACUAUGCCUACCUUGCCACCUCCAGCAAAGCAUUGCGCUGACAACAGUUAUAUUCAGCUACAGUCAUUAGAUUCCUUGCCUAGUCUUAAGACAACUGUACGGAACCCUGUGCCAUUGAAGCCAUCUGCCUCGAGUGGCUACGUUAGUCCAGAAGAUGUUGUCAUUAAUAAACAUCUUAAUAAUAUGCUGUCAGCUGGUCAACUUGCCGAGGAGCCCGCCAUAUUAGAUCCAACGAUGUCUCCUGAUGCUUAUUGCCGUUUCUCUUGGAGCACUGACCCCGCUAAUGAUAAUCUACACACGUUACUCGCCGAAUCACCCACGCGAACGACCAAGAAUUGAUUAUAU